AAUAACAGAAAAGAAGCAUUAUUGUUUUACUUAAUAUGAUGGUGAACGAUUCAUUAACAUUUUCUGAUUGUGUAGGCUGUAGUCCUGCUCACGUCUCAUGAAUUAUUCUGUAUAUGUUACAUAUUACUUAACCCCAAAAUUCGCAUUUCAGAAUAUCUUCCACACUCAAAUUUAUUUACGUAGGUAUAAUAGAGAAUUAUCUCUUUUUAUAAAACUGCUACUCAAUUUCUCCAAAAUAUCAAAAAUGCACAACGUUAAUAUUCAAGUUUUCACUUCUGCCGGCACUCCCUGAGUGCAAUCCAAUUUUUUUUUAAUGCUUCUAAUUCCUAUAAUAAUUAAAAAUUCCAAAAAUAUCAAACGUAGGGGCAUAGCUGUGGUGGAUAUACAACAAAUUGUGUCAAAAUAUUUUCAUUAAUGUUGAUAUCCAGAGAGGAAAAUGAGGACUACGUUUGUAUGAAAAAGUGAUUUCGCGCAAAUCCUCCACUUUCGUCCUAACACGCAAAAAGUGAUGCUUUAUCCUUGCAACAUUUUAUUUACAACCACGUGUACAGGGUCUUUUAUUACUACUUGUCAAACGCCAAAUCAGCUGACGAUGACAGCUGUCAUUUUCAACGUAAUACUACUUAAUUGAGAAUACUGAAAUACGAGUGUAAUUUCAUAACAUUUGCCGACUUUGUAAAUUUGAAUAGUAGUACAAUUCAUUGCUCAAUAGUUCAAUGCAUUUCACAAACCGGUUGAUUGAGUGAUUGAAUAAUAAGCGAAUAACCUUGAGUUAUUAUCCAAUUUGUUGUAGACGUUAUAUAGUGUUACACCCGACUAUUUCUUUUAUCUAAUCAAGCUUGUUUUCAGUUUAGUUUUUGAUCUCAGCUGAAGUCAGUCUGUCGAUAGCUCGAUACAGAGUUCAACCGGCAUCUAGUUAGGUUAUUUCACAUUCCAGAAUUUGAACAUUUAAUUCUUUUAUUAUUCUACAAUGGCGUACAUAGUAGAUAUGCGUUCGGAUACCGUAACAAAGCCUACCAAGGCGAUGAAACAUGCUAUGGUCAAUUCUGCCUUGGGAGAUGAUGUUUUCGGAGAGGACCCCACAGUUAAUGCCUUGGAAAGUAAGAUUGCGGCUUUGAUGGGAAAGCCUGCCGCGUUGUUUGUGCCUUCUGGUACCAUGUCCAAUUUGAUUGCAAUCAUGGUGCACUGCAAUAAGCGAGGCUCGGAAGUCAUUGUUGGAGACAAGGCACACAUUUACAAAUAUGAACAAGGCGGUGCAGCUCACGUCGGCGGCUGCCUAUUAUCCACAAUGGAAAACAAUCCCGACGGCACCUUCGACCUGGAGAAGAUGGAGAAGCGCAUCCGAGGCACCGACAUACACGAGCCAAUCACGUCGCUCGUCUGCAUUGAGAACACGCACAACGUUUGUGGUGGAAAGGUGCUGCCAAUGAAAUGGCUUGACGAGCUGUCUGCCAUCUGCAAGAAGCAUUCUAUACCUAUACAUGUGGAUGGGGCGCGUAUAUUCAACGCGGCAGCGUACCUGAACGUCCCUGUAAAAGAAGUGGUCAAGCACUGCAGCAGCAUAUCCGUGUGUUUCAGCAAAGGCUUAAGCUGUCCAGUCGGUUCCGCACUCGUUGGUUCCGUACAUUUUAUUGAACAAGCGCGACGCGUCCGCAAGAUGCUAGGAGGCGGAAUGCGGCAAGCCGGAGUGUUGGCUGCGUGCGCACUCGUGGCGCUGGACGAAAUCGUUCCACAGCUGGAGCUGGACCACAAACGUGCGCACAGAAUGGCUAAAGUAAUCGAAGGCAUGUUCCUCAAAUGCUUCACCGUAGACGUCCAAAACCAGCACACCAACAUAGUCCUCGUGAGGCUCACGCCAAAAUGCCCAGUUGGAGCGGGAAAGGUCGUACAGAGGUUAGCGCAAGUUUCACUGCAAGAGACUCAGGGCGACUGCAAAACCGCAAACGACGAAGGCGUGAUACUGAAAAGCAUCAUCUUCGACGACCAAACCAUUCGCUUUACACUCCAUAACGGCAUCACAGAUGAGGACCUGUGGCUCGCAAUCAUGAAGAUCACCUACGUGUUCAAGGAGAUUGAGGCGGAGGCGGGGAAAGCUACUAAAAUUUAGAUCCCCUUAAAAAAAAACCCAAAAAAACAAUGGAGCGUGUAUCUAGUUAGAGCGUUAAUCGCCAUACGUAAAUUUUCAAACCCCCCUAAAAUAAAAAGAGGGGUGAUAUAAGUUUCAAGCAGGGGUCGGCAAACUUUUUAUGAGGGCAACCUCAAUAGAAAUAGUCAGUUUUAGGAAUGUGAAAGAGACCCAAAAGUUGAUUUUAUUGAUCUAACGGUUGGCCGGUCGAAGUAUUGUAUAGAUGGCGUCAGCAUAGGUUUUUUCCUAUCAAUCCUACGUCCUACCAAAGAGAAUUUGAAGUAGAAGUAGAUUGUCAAAGAAAACUUUGUAGUUACAGUAAAUUUAUUGCCAUAUUUCUACACAUGAUUAAAACUGAUAUGUAUUAAAUAUCAAAAAGUGGCGCCAUCUUAUCGGGCAUCGGCCAAAGAUUGUGGCGCCAUCGCUCGAAACGAUGCCGCCAUUCCUUUGGCCCUUGAUCUAUUAGAUGGCGCCACUUUUUGAUAUUCCCAAAAUGUGGCUACAAAGAUUUCUUUGACAUUUCAUCUCUAUUUCAAAUUCUCUUUGCUAAGACUAAGCGAUAAUCGCAGAUGGAAGCAUUUAUUCAUAGCCGUGGGACCGUCGCAUAAGGGAGGGGUGGUGAACUGAUUAAUGUCAAAUAUGGCGCCGGUAGCUGUCAUCCAAAGUUUGAUUCUAAAGAGAGGAUUUUAAGCACGAAGAAUUUCGUAAAUUGCCCCGCUUUUUUCUAUCUCUAUCGCACGCGCAUAAUUAUAUCGCUGUCCCUCUUGCACGAUGGC
Cydia pomonella (codling moth) is the source of this 2901-nucleotide messenger RNA. RefSeq lists its product as uncharacterized. Lineage: Eukaryota; Metazoa; Arthropoda; Insecta; Lepidoptera; Tortricidae. The transcript has 8 exons. The record is from RefSeq and is a predicted model, not a curated record. Gene Ontology annotation, biological process: L-threonine catabolic process; glycine biosynthetic process. Gene Ontology annotation, molecular function: L-allo-threonine aldolase activity. Bases 971 to 2107 code for a protein of 378 amino acids. Gene Ontology annotation, cellular component: cytosol.